Molecule: messenger RNA, 1793 nt
Organism: Cucurbita maxima (winter squash)
Lineage: Eukaryota; Viridiplantae; Streptophyta; Magnoliopsida; Cucurbitales; Cucurbitaceae
Product: polyadenylate-binding protein RBP47C-like
Exons: 6
Coding region: 303-1559 (418 amino acids)
Cellular component (GO): cytosol
Molecular function (GO): mRNA binding
Source: RefSeq, a predicted model, not a curated record
GGCGGAUGGAGGCAAAGGCCGGGGAGAGGAAACUGAAAUGAACAGCUGAGAUUAAGUGUGUUCCUUAAUCCUAGGGUGUAUAUAGACAGCCCAAAAACCUUCCGGUUUGUAUUUUCGUCAUCCUCAUCCUCAGGCUUAGACCCUAAUCCAGUCCUCCUCUUUCGGCUUCUUUGGGUUUCCCUUUUUUGCUCUCAGAUUCGGAUUCUUUUUCCUCUCAUUCCAUUCAGAUUCUUUUACCCUUUUGAGUAAGGGUGUACAUUAAAAUCUGCUCCAUUCUCCUUGUUAAUACGAAGGAAGAUAAGAUGCAAAGCAACGGUUCUGAUUCGCAGCCGCAAGAACCAAAUCAGCGGCACCAGCAGCCGCAGUCGUGGAUGUCAAUGCAGUACCCGCCGCCGGCUAUGGUAAUGCCGCACCAUAUGAUGACGCCUCCGCAUUACAUGGCGCCGCCGCUUCCGCCGCCACCGUAUAUGCAUUAUCACCCCCAAUAUCAGCAUCACCAUCUCCCUAUUCAGCAUUCGCAGCCGCUACAGGGAUCUGGCGGCGAAAACAAAACGAUUUGGGUGGGUGACUUGCAUCAUUGGAUGGACGAGAGUUACCUCCAUACCUGCUUUGCUUCCAUUGGCGAGAUUUCAUUGAUCAAGAUCAUUCGUAAUAAGCAAAGUGGUUUGUCUGAGGGGUAUGGAUUUGUAGAAUUUUUUGCUCAUGCAACAGCUGAAAAAGCUCUUCAGAACUAUGCUGGAGUGCUCAUGCCAAGUACAGAGCAGCCUUUCCGCUUGAAUUGGGCGACAUUUAGCACCGGUGACAAGCGAUCAGAUAAUGAUCCCGAUCUUUCUAUUUUUGUUGGUGACUUAGCUGCGGAUGUUACUGAUGCUCUGUUGUACGAUACAUUUUCAAGUAAAUUUCCUUCUGUUAAAGCAGCAAAAGUUGUCAUUGAUGCCAAUACUGGUCGUUCAAAGGGUUAUGGUUUUGUGCGGUUUGGAGAUGACAAUGAAAGGUCUCAGGCCAUGUCUGAAAUGAAUGGUGUAUAUUGCUCGAGCAGACCUAUGCGCAUUGGUGCAGCAACGCCCAGAAAGUCUUCUGGAUAUCAGCAACAGAAUUUUUCACAGGGAGAGUAUUUAACAAAUGGUCCCUUGAGCCAAGGACUCCAAUCUGAAGGAGAUUCUGCAAAUACAACUAUAUUUGUUGGAGGGCUUGAUCCUAAUGUCACCGAUGAAGAUCUGAGGCAACCUUUCUCACAGUAUGGUGAGAUAGUCUCUGUUAAAAUACCAGUUGGUAAAGGAUGUGGGUUUGUUCAAUUUGCCAAUAGAAAUGAUGCUGAAGAGGCCUUGCAGAAACUAAAUGCAACUGUAAUUGGCAAGCAAACUAUUCGUCUUUCUUGGGGCCGAAAUCCAGCAAAUAAGCAGUUCAGAGAUUUUGGUAACCAGUGGAAUGGACCUUACUACGGGGGGCACAUAUAUGAUGGCUAUGGAUAUGGUCUGCCACCUCACGAUCCAAGUAUGUAUCACGCAGCUUAUGGAGCUUACACUGUAUAUGGAAGCCAUCAACAACAAGUAAUCUGAACACAGAAAAGCUCAUAUUAAUCCUUAGGCGCUUUUCAAGUAGAACAGCUGAAGUUGCUUCAGCUUCUGGAAUGCACUUGGUUUUAGAUUUUUUUUCUUUUUUCCAUAUUAAUCAUCCUUCCAUCUGCCUAGAGGAACUGAAUUUUGAUGACCUGAGCUAGUUCUCUCAUCUUGUAGGGAAUAUUAUAUAUUUACUUCAUUCAGAUUGAUAACAAACUUAUUUAUUAGAAUAUA